UGGCCUAUCAGCAAUGAGAAACCUUUCGGCACGCCCACUUCUCCGACCUACAGCAGUUGUCCCCAAAACAAGAAGAAAAAGUAGUCGCGAGUCGCGACUAGCGCAAUCACACAGCUCUGAGUCUUCUGAGAUCUGCUCCUUCAACCACACAGGACUUCACCUACAGUCCAGCUCCUCCCACAACAGUUUAUGAAAGAGUUUAUGUGAAAGAAAGUCAAAAACAUGACUGAUCCAGAACCCUGCGGAAUAAAACAGGAAGAUACUGAACAACAAAUAGACCUGAUGGAAGAUAACAAUGAGAUUGAAGAAGGGGAGAACCAUCAUGUCAAAACUGAAGAAACAUCCUGCAGUUCCUUAUUGAAAAGAAGCGACAAUAUAUGUUUCACUUGGCCUCAGUGUGGAAAGAGUCUCUCAUGCAAGCAAAAUCUUGAUAUUCGCAUAAAAUGCCAUCUUGAAGGCAAGCUGUACGCAUGUGAUCAGUGUGAAAAGACUUUCACAAUAAAAGGAAACCUUACGAAACACAUGAAUAUCCACACUGGAGAGAAGCCAUACACAUGUGGUCAAUGUGGGAAGAGCUUCAGACUAAAAGUAAUCCUUAAAAAACACAUAAAUGUCCACACUGGAGAGAAGCCAUACACAUGUAGUCAAUGUGGGAAGAGCUUCAGACUAAAAGCAACCCUUAAACAGCACAUGAAAAUCCACACUGGAGAGAAGCCGUACACAUGUAGUCAAUGUGGGAAGAGCUUCAGACUAAAAGCUACCCUUAAUGAACACACAAGAAUCCACACUGGAGAGAAGCCAUACACAUGUGAUCAGUGUGGGAAGAGUUUCACACAAAAAGGAUACCUUGAUGCACACCUAAAAACCCACACUGGAGAGAAACCGUAUACAUGUAAUCAGUGUGGUAAGAGUUUCACACAAAAAGGAGCCCUUAAUGUACACAUGAGGAUCCACACUGGAGAGAAGCCGCACACAUGCAAUCAGUGUGGGAAGAGUUUCAGACUUAAGCAACCCCUUAAUGAACAUGUGAGGAUCCACACUGGAGAGAAGCCGUACACAUGUAAUCAGUGUGGAAAGAGUUUCAGAAAAUUAGGUGGUUUUAAAAAACAUCAGAAAAGACACACCGGUGUGAAGGACUAUGCUUGCUCUGAGUGUGGGAAGACUUUUUUUACAUAUGGUGCACUGAAAGUGCACAAGGCCGUUCACACUACAGAAACACCUUACAAGUGUUCACACUGUGACAAGAGAUUCAAACGGUCAACAUAUCUGCAAAUACAUGAGAGGAUCCACUCUGGAGAGAAGCCGCAUGCAUGUGAUCAAUGUGGGAAGAGCUUCAGACUAAAAGAAAUGCUUAAUCAACACCAGAAAAGACACACCGGUGUGAAGGAUUAUGCUUGCUCUGAGUGUGGGAAGACUUUUUUUACAGAUGGUGACCUGAAACUGCACAAGACAGUUCACACUACAGAAACUCCUUACAAGUGUUCACACUGUGACAAGAGAUUCAAACGGUCAGAAUAUCUGAAAAUACAUGAGAGGAUCCACACUGGAGAGAAGCCACAUGCAUGUGAUCAUUGUGGGAAGAGCUUCAGACUAAAAGGGACCCUUAACGAUCACGUGAAAAUCCACACCGGAGAGAAGCCGCACACAUGUGCUCAGUGUGGGAAGAGUUUUACACAAAAAGGAAACCUUAACAAACACGUGAAAAUCCACACUGGAGAAAAGCCGUACUCAUGUGAUCAGUGCGGAAAGAGUUUCAGAAUAUCAAGUGUUUUUAAAGUUCAUCUGCGUACUCAUUCUAGAAAAAGACAAUAUAACUGUGACCAUUGUAAUAAAUGUUUUUUUACAGCAAGUGCCCUGAAGAAGCACCUGAAAAUUCAUACAAAGGAAAAGCCUCAUGUGUGUUCUUUGUGUGGAAAGAGUUUUAGCCAAUUUGCUGCUUUAAAAUAUCACCAGAAAAGACACAGCGGUGUGAAGGAUCAUGCUUGCUCUGAGUGUGGGAAGACUUUUUUUACAUAUGGUGCGCUGAAAGUGCACAAGACAGUUCACACUACAGAAACACCUUACAAGUGUUCACACUGUGACAAGAGAUUCAAACGGUCAACACAUCUACAAAUACAUGAGAGGAUCCAUAUUGAAGAGAAGCCGUAUCACUGCCAUUCAUGUGGGAAGAGAUUUACUCGGUUAUCUUCUCUAAUCUGUCAUAAAUUACAUGUCUGCAUGUCCGAAAUUACAGUAAGUAGUUCAAGUUCUGAUCCUGUACUUCCAGGUGUGAUAGGUGCUAGGUAGGGCUGCAUCAAGAAAUUAUUUUGAUAAUUGAUAAAUCAGAAAUUAUUAAAAUCAUUCAUCAACUGAUCGUUGAUUAUUUCAGAGAUUUAUCAGUUGCUUUUAUUGAUUUAUUUUGUUUUUGGAGUUUGUUGAAAUGUUUAGUUAUACCCAUUCUAACUAAUAAAUAAAACGAGUAAAUCACUGCA
Molecule: messenger RNA, 2471 nt
Organism: Sinocyclocheilus grahami
Lineage: Eukaryota; Metazoa; Chordata; Actinopteri; Cypriniformes; Cyprinidae
Product: gastrula zinc finger protein XlCGF58.1-like
Exons: 5
Coding region: 223-2286 (687 amino acids)
Biological process (GO): regulation of DNA-templated transcription
Molecular function (GO): DNA-binding transcription factor activity, RNA polymerase II-specific; RNA polymerase II cis-regulatory region sequence-specific DNA binding
Source: RefSeq, a predicted model, not a curated record